CGUCAAGUGCUGUGACUGUGAGUAAAGCGGCAAAAACGUGUUUGUGAAAUUGGCGGGGUUACGAACCUCUCACUCUCUCUCUCUCUCUCAGCUCAAAACCCUAAUAAACCCACAGCACUUAGAGAAUUAGUUUCGUUGAUGUUGAUCGCAGAUAUGAGAUGCUUCAGAUGUUUCUACACUCGAGCCCACUCUCUUCUCCUCCGAUCUUCUAUUCCGGUCACGAUUCCUAUAUCUCCGGUCCGUUUCCGUUUCCGUCUCCGUCGCUUCUCAUCCCCUCCCGUCUCCUCCGUUUUCGACUCUCUCUCUUCUAAUCAGGACGCGAGUUCGAGUAAAGAAGACCAAGAUACCGCAAUUGGAUUUUCCGAUGAGAAAUCGAGAAAAGCCGGUUCAAAAGCUCGGGGUUGGGAUCCAGGGGAAGUAGUUAUGAACAAAUCGAAGAAAGGCAAAUCGAAAACUGUUUGGGUUUGUGAUAGCUGUGGUCAUUCUGAUGGGCAAUGGUGGGGGAGUUGUCGUGCUUGUCACAAAGUUGGGACUAUGAAACGUUUUUCUGAAGGUUCUCAGUUAAGUAGUACUAGUGGUGGUGGUGGUGGUAGUAGUAAAGCUACUGGCUUGGGUCCUCACGAGGGUACGAGUUUGUCUUGGUUACCUGAGCAAGCAACGGUGCAGCCGAAUAGAUUGACUGAUGUUAUUCGUGGGAUUACUCAGCAGCAAUGGCGAUUUUCUCUGUAUGUUCGAGUUUGUGAUGGUUCAGAAUUGUUGUUGGCGAUAUCAUUUCUUGCGAUGUUUAUAUUCAGGCCUGGACUUUUUGGGAAUGAAGUUUCCAGGGUGCUUGGUGGUGGCCUUGCCCCAGGUUCCCUGAUUUUGAUUGGUGGUGACCCUGGUAUUGGCAAGAGUACGUUAUUAUUGCAGAUUGCAUCUAUAAUUGCUGAGGGGAGUGAAAUGGCCGAACCAGCACCAGUUUUGUAUAUCUCUGGUGAAGAGAGUGUCGAGCAAAUAGGAAGUCGGGCUGACAGGAUGAGAAUUCAAACUGAAGACCUCUACCUGUUUUCAAGCUCUGAUCUUCAGGACAUUCUUAACAAAGCUCAUCGGCUAUCUCCCCGAGCUCUUAUCAUUGACUCAAUUCAAACAGUUUACCUAAAAGAAGUGACUGGAAGUGCUGGUGGUCUCUCACAGGUUAAAGAGUGCACAUCAACACUGUUGCGUUUUGCUAAGAAAUCUAAUGUUCCUGUUUUCUUGGUUGGACAUGUUACGAAAGCAGGUGAUAUUGCAGGACCUCGUGUUUUGGAGCACAUAGUAGAUGUUGUCUUGUACUUGGAGGGUGAAGAAUCAUCAACGUACCGCUUGCUUCGAUCUGUGAAGAAUCGGUUUGGGUCCACUGAUGAACUUGGAGUUUUUGAAAUGUCAAACUCCGGACUUGAAGUGGUCUCUAACCCGAGUGGCAUAUAUCUUAGUCAACAGAACCCAGAUUCAGAUGUUUUAGCUGGAUUAGCUGUAGCAGUUGUUAUGGAUGGAUCUCGGAGUUUCCUAAUUGAAAUUCAGGCAUUGUGUUCGCCUGGCUCAACAGUAUCAAGGCAUGUCAAUGGUGUUCAAGCAAGCAGAGCUGACAUGAUAAUUGCAGUUCUUAUGAAGCAAGCUGGUCUUAGAAUUCAGGAAAAUGGAAUUUUUCUGAACGUCGCAAAUGGAAUGGCUCUUUCUGAGACUGCUGGCGAUCUAGCAAUAGCAGCAGCAAUCUGUAGCAGUUUCUUGGAGUUUCCAAUCCCUCACGGUGUAGCAUUCAUCGGCGAGAUUGGUCUAGGGGGCGAGGUCCGCACGGUACCAAGAAUGGAGAAGAGGGUAAGUACAGUGGCAAAGCUAGGUUUUAGCAAAUGUGUGGUUCCCAAAUCAGUGGAGGAGUCACUGAAGGCGUUGAAUCUAAAAGACAUUGAGAUAAUCGGAUGCAAGAAUCUGAAAGAGUUAAUCAAUGCUGUAUUUAGAGGAUAAUGUGACUGCAUUCAAGGGAGACUGAGAUUAAGCAUUUGAUCAACCAUUAUCUUUGUCUCUUCGGCAAUUCAAUUUACGGUUUAGUUCGGUUUGAUUUUUUCCUGGUUUUAGUUUUAUCAGUUUUACAGAAACUAAAACCAGUUCAAACCAUUUGUUGUAAUUCGGUUUAGUUUAAUGAAUUUUGGUCAAUGUUAUAA
Capsella rubella is the source of this 2177-nucleotide messenger RNA. RefSeq names its product DNA repair protein RadA. Gene Ontology annotation, molecular function: ATP hydrolysis activity; damaged DNA binding; ATP binding. Gene Ontology annotation, biological process: recombinational repair. The transcript is spliced from 15 exons. The record is from RefSeq and is a predicted model, not a curated record. Bases 139 to 1980 code for a protein of 613 amino acids. NCBI's taxonomy places the organism in Eukaryota, Viridiplantae, Streptophyta, Magnoliopsida, Brassicales, Brassicaceae.